This is a messenger RNA of Penicillium samsonianum, 3727 nucleotides long. RefSeq names its product putative nuclear pore complex subunit Nup85. Gene Ontology annotation, biological process: positive regulation of DNA-templated transcription; mRNA export from nucleus; protein import into nucleus. The coding region runs from base 1 to 3495 and encodes 1164 amino acids. Gene Ontology annotation, cellular component: nuclear pore outer ring. Gene Ontology annotation, molecular function: structural constituent of nuclear pore. The record is from RefSeq and is a predicted model, not a curated record. The transcript has 3 exons. Lineage: Eukaryota; Fungi; Ascomycota; Eurotiomycetes; Eurotiales; Aspergillaceae.
AUGUCGUUCCAAGUACCCUACGAGUCCAGUCCACCUGAGACUCCAGAGAAAGAUCGCUCUCGCAGCCUUUGGAGCAAUUUGUCGACAACUCCUGCCGGCCCGCCGCCCUCCACUGCAGGCUCAUUCAUACCGCAUUCUACAUCCGACAUCAAUGGUGGCUCGCGCAUCAACUCCUUCUCCAGAAACGAUAGCGCAUUCUCUACAAACCAGAACUCCUUUUCGAGAAACGAUUUCUCCAACUCUGUCUUUACCAAAUCCGGUAACAUCAACACAAAUGACAGCAUCUUUGGCUCAUCCUUUGGAUCGACGGAUUAUGCCAUGCCCAAGCAGACGAAAGCCCCUUCCGCCAAGCUCACAGGCAAUUCUAGCCUUCGUUUCGGUGUGCCGAAUGGAGGCGGAUUUGGAGAUUCGAUGGAUUUCGGGCAGUCUAAUGGAUUUGCCUCGUCACAAAUGAGUGACUUUAACGAAGAGCAGGAACACGAGAUGGAACCGGAGGAAGAGGAACUCGAAGAGGAGGAGGAGGAGCAGGAGGAAGCUGAAGGGGAAAUGGACAUGAGCACCCAGGAUCGGUCCAAGAACUUCAACUUCUUAGACUCGGCUUUCGGAAACCCUUUCGGGUCCCAGCCCUCCAUGGGUGCGCAGCGCAAACCGAUCUAUUCGAAUCCAAGCGAUGCCAAGCGACCGAAGCUCGACGAGAACUGGACGCACCAGUCACCCCUCCGCAAGACCAACCUGGCCCCCAAAAAGCCUUCCGCGAUGCCAUCUAUUCUGCACAACCUUGCUGCCAGAUCCCGCAUUGCUCUUGUUAAAGAGCCAAGUGAGAUGAUUCUCAAAACCGAGGAUGCCCUGGGAAAACUUUCCGACGAGCUCAAAGCCGCGGAAUUCAAACAUGUCGAUUUCGAUGCUGUAUUGGCCGAGGUAUCAAAGGAAUUCGUUGAGAAUUGGCAGACUUGCGCCGGCGAAAGUGUGAUUGACCGGCCCUACGGUGCUCAUUCUGGUAUUGGGCCCGGGGAGCAGGCUCCCAACCUCGUGAAAGCUACCUUCUUGGCUUCGUUGCUGCUCCAAAUCCACCACCCUUCUCGUGAAGCAGCUUCGACUGCCCACAUCAACCCAAUGCGCACCGGGGCCGCUGGUAUGGUGAAAGCCAUGACGAGACCCCCCGUUCCUAAGCCCCUACCACGGGUUUUGCUUGACUGGCUCAGUGAAAACAACCCAUCGCAGACCAAGGAUCUCCAAGCAUUAAAAUAUGUGGAACCGAACCCGACCGCAUCCACAAACUUCUGGGAUAUUAUCAUUGCUUCCGUGUUGCGUGGACGCUUGACUGAUGCCGCAGAUGUUCUCCGUUCCGCAGACUUCAACUACGCCCGAUCAGCAUUGGAGGAUGGGCUCCCACAGCCUGGCUACCGCGGUGCUCAACUGCAGAAUAUCCAGCGCUGCGUCAAUAAGGCUCUUCAAAUUCUUGAAUCAUGCCCUGCAGCCCAAUCUGAAGACUGGGAGGUCACCGGCCUUGAUUGGUCUCAGUACCGGAAACGAGUUCUUUCGGCUGUUAGUGAUUUGGAGGAAUUCGCCGAGGGAGAGGAGCGGGAUGAAUCGAUUGUGCCAGUUCCAGAGAAUCGCUUCCAGGCCGUCAACUUCGGAUUGUCCACCUUUAACUCAAACACUGCCAACAAGAACCCAAUUUCAUUUGCUCAAUCGGCUCGCAUGGCAGAAAGCCGUGUCCCAUGGUCAAUUUACCAGAGCUUGAGAUCUAUUUACCGAAUUCUUCUGGGCGACCCAUCUGCCAUCAAGGGCAAGUCGCAAGACUGGGUGGAGGCGACCAUUGCAUUGACAGCAUGGUGGGAUGGUGAGGAUGACACCGGUACCGGCAUGGAUUUUGGCGCUACCUCAUCCAGCGACAACUUCCAAGAUUUCUUGCGCUCGCGCGGCCCAAAGAAUCACGUUCGCGCUGUUGAUCGCAACAUGCGUGCCGCCUACCUCGACCGCCUCGAACUAGCCCUCAGCCACACCACCAGCGAUGGGUCCGACAACGCUGAUUUCCGACCCAAUACGCUCAGCAGCGUGGAAGUCGGUCUGGCAUCUGUCUUCGAAGGCAAUGUACAGGGCGUAUUGGAGUUAGUGCAGUCAUGGUCACUUUGCGUGGCUGCCGCUGUGGCAGAAGUUGCCAGCCUAGGAGGUUGGUUUGAGUCAGGGAGCAGCCAAAAGACGCUACCUGGUUUGUCUGAGAAUGAUCUUAUGGUUCUUUCGUACGGGCAGGAGAACAAGUCUCCAGCACGCCAUUUGCGCAAGGACGAUAUUCUUCACAGUUACGCAUUCGGAUUGUAUGAUCGACCCGUUAUUGAGAACGAGCACAGCUCCCGUGAAGGCUGGGAGCUGGCUAUUGAGGUAUUGAGCCGCUUCGACGAUGUAAACCAGAUGAAGAAGGCCGUGUCCGAGAUCGUGGAUAAGCUUCCUUUGGAAAACCCUGAUCAGUUGGAUAAAUUAGUGGUUCUCUGCUCGGAACUUGAGCUGGAGGAUCAAGGGCGUCGGGUAUCUGAGCGAUUCGGCGACAUGUUGACCUCGAAAUCUGAAAACUUCGGCCUGGCCCUCGUCUGCUAUGCUCGUGCCCAGAGCCGACGCAAGGUCAAGUCAGUUGUCGACCUUUUGAUUUCCUACAGCUUGGUCCAAUCACGCGCAUACCCUGCGACAGCUGAGCUCGACGAACAACUACGCUCUUUGAUGAAGGAACCCAAAGCAUGCCUGUCGUCCAUUGCACAAGUCGAUGAAGAAGCUGCUCGGAUUCUCCAGUUCUAUCUCAGUGGUUACGCGACGCUGCGCCGGUUCUAUGAGAUCCGCGACGAGGAAUUCGAACUGCAAGAGGGCCAGCGACCACGCUACAAGCCGUUGGCUCGGCGACGCGCCGCUGCGCAAGCUCUUGCGGCUGUCAUUGGGAGCGCGGCGGAUAAUAUUUACGGAGGUCUCUACGACCCGGACCGUGAUUCCGCUGUGCAGGUAGAUGGACUGCUGGCUCUGCUGGGUGAAGCCUGUGCGUUUGUGAACCAACCCACUGCAGUCCUCUCCGUAUCCCAACAGUUCACCAUCCUGUCCGCAAUCGAGGACCUGGAAACCGUCACUCCCCGUGUGUACGCACAGUGCGAGGAAUGUUUCCGCUCCACCCUACUCGAAUAUCAAUCAUCAACCCGCGGCGGAUCAGAUGGGCCCCCCUCCCCCCGCGCACUAUUGAAGAAAUCCGUGUCCAAUUUCUCCGCUUCCAGCUUUGCCUGCAUCGGCAACGACAUGCUCGAGUCAGCGCGCACACGCUCCCGCUCAGGAUCUGGCCUUACCUCUGUAGGCAGCUCAGGCGUCCUGGUACCCACGCCAGGUGACAAAGCCAGCGCCGAUCGCGGAUGGGAUUGGCGGGCCGGGCUUCCCGAGACCGCCAAGGGCGAGGAUAUCCUCCAGAUGCUUCGACUGGGAUUAGCACGCGGGUUGAGUCACGGCGCCUUGGGAUCAAUCUGAAAUUACGGAGUUAGAGUAAGAGGGAGGCCUAGUUUUGAAGGGUGUUUUUAAUCCGGGAAAUGAAUUUAGCUUAGCACCACUUGCACACACACACACCACAUCUAUUCAGGACCCCGCUUUGUCUUUGGGACAGGCGCUGUACGAUAUCAGACUUAUUAUGCAACUUAAUCCUUUUAGAUACAGUACCUAGGUUCUCUGCAUAUAUUGUGGAACAAUGUUUAUGCAAUAUAAC